CACCCGCGGAUGAAGUGGUGCGAGCGCGAGGAUAAGGUGUACCUCACGAUCGAACUCCCGGACGCGAAGGACGCGGAGGUGACGAUCGAGGCGCGGGAGUUUACGUUUCGCGCGACGGCGGCCGGCGCGACGUACGAGGAACGCAUCGCGCUGUUCGCGGACGUGUCGAAGGAGAAGUCGACGUACGCGGUGACGGAGCGACAGGUGUUUUGCGUGCUGAUCAAGGAGGAGGCGAAGUGGUGGGAGCGGUUGCUGCGAGAGGGGGAGAAGAAACCGGCGAAUCUGCACGUCGAUUUCGAUCGCUGGGCGGACGAGGACGACGACGCGGGAGACAUCGAUACGAGCGGAUUCGACAUGCAGAGCAUGAUGGGCGGCGGUGGU
Messenger RNA from Ostreococcus lucimarinus CCE9901, 381 nucleotides. RefSeq lists its product with no specific name. Gene Ontology annotation, biological process: chaperone-mediated protein complex assembly; protein folding. The record is from RefSeq and is a predicted model, not a curated record. The transcript has a single exon. The annotation marks the transcript as partial. Gene Ontology annotation, cellular component: nucleus; cytosol. Gene Ontology annotation, molecular function: protein-folding chaperone binding; Hsp90 protein binding. NCBI's taxonomy places the organism in Eukaryota, Viridiplantae, Chlorophyta, Mamiellophyceae, Mamiellales, Bathycoccaceae.